Molecule: messenger RNA, 638 nt
Organism: Tetranychus urticae (two-spotted spider mite)
Lineage: Eukaryota; Metazoa; Arthropoda; Arachnida; Trombidiformes; Tetranychidae
Product: mitochondrial import inner membrane translocase subunit TIM14
Biological process (GO): protein import into mitochondrial matrix
Cellular component (GO): PAM complex, Tim23 associated import motor
Molecular function (GO): ATPase activator activity
Source: RefSeq, a predicted model, not a curated record
AGUUCAAUGACAAACUGAACAAAACUGUUUUCUAGUUACUGGAAUAACAUGUGAUAUUUUGCUUCAAUUAACUAAGGUUAUUUAAUUUGAGAUUUUGUGAAAUUAUUAUUGUUUUAACAUUAGCUUGCAUCAACGUUUGCUUCAGUGUUGCAUCAUUUACUAGUGCUUAUUGCGAAGUAAAUCGGAUAAAAAUUUAAUAUGGCUAGUUCCAUGAUUGCUGCUGGCAUGGCCAUGGCCGCUGUCGGUUUUGGUGGAAGAUAUUUACUACGAAUAUCAAAACAAUUAGGCCCUCAACUUGAGCAAUUAAAUAAAGUUUUCCCAGACGCUAAAUCUUUCGCCAAUUCUAAAUAUUACAAAGGAGGGUUUGAGAUCAAAAUGACAAAGCGUGAAGCCGGUCUCAUUCUUGGAGUUAGUCCAUCAGUUAAUAAAACGAAAUUAAGAGAAGCUCAUCGUAGAAUAAUGUUACUUAACCAUCCAGAUAGAGGUGGAUCACCAUACAUUGCAGCAAAAAUUAACGAAGCCAAAGAUUUAUUAGAUUCUGAUAAGAAAUGAAAAUUAAUUCUAGCAAAUUGUACAGACUUCUAAAAAAGAUUAUUUCGAGACAAAUAAAAUUUAGUUAACAUACAGUCAACUCAAAA